AUGGGAAGCGAAGAUGGAAAGACUAGCCGAAAUCUAAUUAUUGUACCAGAUUCCAAAAUUAUUGAUAUAUUAGCAGAGCUCCACGAUGGCCCAAGUGGAGGACACCUUGGAAUAACAAAGACAGCCGAAAAUUUGAAACAACGAUUCUACGAGGUUGGAUGCCAAAAAUCCAUUGCCGAUUGGGUAGCCAAUUUCGAAAGGUAUAUGAAGGCUAAACGUCCAAAACGGAAAAGUCGAGGCCAUAUUCAACAGUAUAAUUCGGGAGCUCCGUAUGAAAGGAUAGCAAUGGAUCUAGCUGGACAAUUUCCAAUUAGUGACUUAGGAAACCGUUAUGUCCUAGUGGUAAUGGAAUAUUUCAGCAAAUGGCCAGAGGUUUAUGCACAACAGAAUCAAAAGCCAAAGACAAUUGUGAAUGUUAUUAGCAAAAAAAGCAUAUGUCGCUAUGGAGCUCCAUCGGAGAUACAUUCUGAUCAGGGCAGAAAUUUUGAGUCCGCAAUUUUUAAAGAAAUGUUCAAUCGCACCCUGGAAGAACACCUACGGAAAGUGGUAGAUAAAGGCCAGAAAGACUGGGAUAUGCACAUACCGAAAUUUUUGCUGUCAUAUAGAUCUGCAGUACACGAUUCCACAUCUCAGACACCGGCCAAAAUUUUAUUUGGAAGCGAGUUAAAAUUGCAUGGUGAUUUGAUUUUCGGUGGAAAGCCAGACGAUUGUGAAGACUAUCGAACAGAUGUUCAGGACACCUUUCGUAAAGUUCACGAUUCAGUUCGUCAUUGA
Messenger RNA from Stomoxys calcitrans (stable fly), 774 nucleotides. RefSeq lists its product as uncharacterized. The transcript is spliced from 2 exons. NCBI's taxonomy places the organism in Eukaryota, Metazoa, Arthropoda, Insecta, Diptera, Muscidae. Gene Ontology annotation, molecular function: nucleic acid binding. Gene Ontology annotation, biological process: DNA integration. Bases 1 to 774 code for a protein of 257 amino acids. The record is from RefSeq and is a predicted model, not a curated record.